CGCGGGACCGCACUCACACCGUCGCGCCGAAGGCUCGGCCACGAGCGCCGGAGCUCCGCGCCGCUCCGCACCGCCUCCCCCAAGUCCCUGCCCCGCCGCGGAGCGUCACAUCCGCCACCCCCGGCCGGGGUUGGGGCGGGGAGCGCGGGGGAGGGGGCCAGGUCCGAGGGAAGGCCGCCCGCGCCCGGACACGAGCCCGAGCAGGGACUACAUUUCCCGAGGGGCCUCGGCGGCGGCGGCGGCGGGCGCGGCAACGUCCCCCGGAAGUGGAGCCCGGGACUUCCACUCGUGCGUGAGGCGAGCGGAGCCGGAGACAAGACCAGAGGCCGAACUCGGGAUCUGACAAGAUGGCCGGGCUGCCCCGAAGGAUCAUCAAGGAAACCCAGCGUUUGCUGGCGGAACCAGUUCCUGGCAUUAAAGCAGAACCAGAUGAGAGCAACGCCCGUUAUUUUCAUGUGGUCAUUGCUGGCCCCCAGGAUUCCCCCUUUGAGGGAGGGACUUUUAAACUUGAACUAUUCCUUCCAGAAGAAUACCCAAUGGCAGCUCCUAAAGUACGUUUCAUGACCAAAAUUUAUCAUCCUAAUGUAGACAAGUUGGGAAGAAUAUGUUUAGAUAUUUUGAAAGAUAAAUGGUCCCCAGCACUGCAGAUCCGCACAGUUCUGCUAUCAAUCCAGGCUUUGUUAAGUGCUCCCAAUCCAGAUGAUCCGUUAGCAAAUGAUGUAGCGGAGCAGUGGAAGACCAACGAAGCCCAAGCCAUAGAAACAGCUAGAGCAUGGACUAGGCUAUAUGCCAUGAAUAAUAUUUAAAUCGAUCCGAUCAUCAAGUGUGCAUCACUUCUCCUGUUCUGCCAAGACUUCUUCCUUUUUUGUUUGCAUUUAAUGGACACAGUCUUAGAAACAUUACAGAAUAAAAGCCCAGACAUCUUCAGUCCUUUGGUGAUUAAAUGCACAUUAGCAAAUCUAUGUCUUGUCCUGAUUCACUGUUGUAAAGCAUGAGCAGAGGCUAGAAGUAUCAUCUGGAAUGUUGCGAAACGUUUAAAAGCAGUGGCCCCUCUCUGCUUUUAUUCGUUUCCCCCAUCAUGGUUUAAGUAUAAAGCACUGUGAAUGAAGAUAGUUGUCAGGGUUAGCUGCAGGGGUGUGGGUGUUUUUCUUUAUUUUAUUUUAUUUUUUUUUUUGAGAGGGGAGGUUGUUUUAUUUUAAUUUUAUGAGCUCCUUUCCCCCUUUUUAUGGUGAUCUAAUUGCAUUGGUUAAAAGCAGCUAACCAGUUCUUUAGAAUAUGCUCUCUAGCCAAGUCUAACUUUAUUUAGACGCUGUAGAUGGACAAGCUUGAUUGUUUGAACCAAAAUGGGAACAUUAAACAAACAUCACAGCCCUCACUAAUAACAUUGUGACUUUGCUGUCGAGUGUAGAUGCCCCCUUCAAAAAAAAGCUUGUGACCAUUUUGUAUGGCUUGUCUGGAUACUUCUGUAAAUCUUAUGUUUUAGUAAAAUAUUUUUUGUUAUUCUA
Lemur catta (Ring-tailed lemur) is the source of this 1505-nucleotide messenger RNA. It is a transcript of the gene UBE2N, whose product is annotated as ubiquitin conjugating enzyme E2 N. Bases 348 to 806 code for a protein of 152 amino acids. The record is from RefSeq and is a predicted model, not a curated record. NCBI's taxonomy places the organism in Eukaryota, Metazoa, Chordata, Mammalia, Primates, Lemuridae. The transcript is spliced from 4 exons.